CUGUCAACAUUCUCUCUUCCACUUAAUUUUUUUUUCUACUCGAAACACCACUAUCGCUGUUCUUAUAAUCUUUGACAGUUUGGAAGAUCAAGCUGGACAUUAGCCAUGGUCAAUAAAUUCGUAAUCAACAAUGAAAUCAUCUCAUCCUCCUGUUGAGAAGCUCCAAUGCUGGCAACUUGUUGAAAACUCAUAGAUGUCAAAGAUUACAUAGCUUAUCUCGCUGUUAAAUGAGGGAGCGGUUAAAUUGAAUCGGUUUCUUACGUCACCUUCGUCAAAGUUCUGAGAGCUGGGGUGAGAAUAAUUGAGUGACCUAGUUUCUACAGCAGGCUCAGUGAGACGCAAAAUUAGUCGCAGCAAUCGGCAAAUAGUGGAUAUCUAACGUUGCGGACUAAAAAGUGCGAAAAAAUAGUCCAAUCCACUGGCACGAAUGAAAACGACAAGGAGAUUGGGUUUGCGAAUAAUUUGGCAGAUUUAACUAGUUGAUAGAAACCUAAUCAAGAGUGUGGUUAUAAAUCGGUAAAAGCAUCCAAUGCGUACGAAUUGGAAAAUCGGAUUUCGUUUGGACGCGUCUGUCAUGGUUUGCGUUGCAGUUCUUCAGGAAGUCUUGUGCAGAUUAUGAUUCCUGUGGAAUAGGUUAAUUGUGAUGUAUUCAAUGACAAGAUGCGACGCGUGUGUGGGGAGCUUAUAAUCGAGGUUUGUGUUACUCAAUUAGGGUUUCAGUUUAUGGUGCUGAAUUUGUGAUGAUGUUUCAGGUUACGUAUCAUUUUGUAGAAAUGACUAGGAAUGAUUACUACGAGACCUGUGCGAACUAUGUUAUUUCUCCUGCACUUGCGGAGAUUUUGGAGGAUCAUGGAGAUUCGUGUUUGCCUGAGUUGCAAUUGCAAUGUUGACGCUAAAUUUUAACUUUUUCCUUGUUCAGUCUAUUGUCGAUUUAUUUGUUGGUAUACGCAAUGCAAUGUGUAUCUUUCCAUUCGAGCUAGGGCUUUGGGUUUAUGAGACUUUCGAACUGAGUGCUGGGUAUUUGGAAUCUCCAAGCUAAGUGGCUGAGAUCCUCUCGCCCACCCACGAAAUGAGUUUGUUUUAGUGGACUUCAUGAUGGGGCGAGCUAGAAGCAAAUCGAGGCAGGUGCUCUGUACUUCAAUAUCCUAUUUUUACGUGAUCUGCCUCAGCGCCAUAUUCCUGGUGACAAUGUUAAUGCUUACGUUCCGGUUUCUUCAAAUGGAGAAUCCUCUGCGCUACUCAGAUCCAGUUCUCAAGUCUCGCAACAAGGACUUUGAGGCACAGGCUACCUCAGGAGCUGAAGACAUACCUUCUUUGUUGCGAAAGCUGCGGGAUGUUCCAUGGGACGCCUCCGCAGCGCAUGUUUGGGAUUCUGAAAACGCUGAAUAUUACUAUGGAUGCAUCAAACCUAGCAAGAACUACUCAAUCGAUCCAAAUAUGGAAGUUAAUGGAUAUCUUCUAAUUGCAGCUAGCGGAGGCCUGAAUCAGCAGAGAGUAGGGAUUACGGAUUCUGUGGUGGUUGCUCGGCUCCUGAAUGCCACACUUGUUGUUCCGCACUUUGACCAUCGAUCAUACUGGAAGGAUCCGAGCAAUUUUAGUGACAUUUUUGAUGUGGACUGGUUCAUACAAUCUGUAGCUCCUGACGUGACAGUGAUCAAAGAGCUGCCUCAAACUGUUAGAAAAAGUCUUCCGAAGCAGGUUUAUAAUCUACGAGUCCCACGUAAGGUCCCAGCAUGGUAUUAUUCACGACGGAUUCGGCAUCUCCUUAAAAGGAAACAUGUUCUUCGGCUUACUAAAUUUGACUACCGACUGGCGAACGAGCUGGAAACAGACCUUCAAAAGUUGAGAUGUCGCACAAACUACAAGGCACUGAGGUUCACGAAAUCUCUUCAAGACAUAGGACAAGUGCUUGUUGACAGGAUGAGGGCUAAGGGUAGGCGAUAUAUUGCAUUGCAUUUAAGAUUUGAAUCUGAUAUGCUAGCUUUUUCGGGAUGCUAUUACGGUGGCGGUGAGAGAGAGAGACGGGAUUUAGGCUCCAUCCGCAAGCGUUGGAAGUCACUACGUCUUCAAAACCCUGAGAGAGAAAGACGCCUCGGGAAAUGCCCUCUGACUCCAGAAGAAGUUGGCAUCAUGCUCCGUGCACUAGGUUAUGGGAAUAACACAUAUUUGUAUGUGGCAUCUGGUGAUGUUUACAAUGGAGAAGCCUCUUUGGCACCUCUAAAAGCUUUGUUUCCAAACUUCUAUACUAAAGAGCUUUUAGCAAAUCAGGUGGAGUUGACACCUUUUGCUAACUUCUCGUCACGAAUGGCUGCAAUAGACUAUAUCGUCUGUUCAAGAAGUGAUGUGUUUGUGGCCAACAAUAAUGGGAAUAUGGUUCGGAUUUUGGCGGGUGAAAGACGUUUCAAUGGCCACAAGCGAACUAUCAGACCCAAUGUCAGGAAGUUGGGAGUGCUUUUUUCUGCCAGGCAUAAUAUGUCCUGGGAAGAUUUUGCCAAGAGCGUGAGACAUCAUCAAAAGGGUUUCAUAGGUGACCCUAUGGAGGUUAAACCUGGUCGUGGUGGGUUCCACGACAACCCUGCAGCUUGUAUAUGUGAGGUUCCGGAAGCAAAUGAGACGCUGCGGAUUUGGCGGGAGCAGCACGUUCAGAGGCCCAAAGAAAAGGAAUUGCAAGCCCAAUCUGAAGUGGGUUCAAGUCUAGUUAUACCACUUGAAGACAGAAGUGAUUUAAUGGAAGAGUUCAAUGACUUGAGAGGAGUGCGCCUAAGUAGUGACACGGAGGCAGCUGAGGAGCUACCUCUGAAAGACGAAGUUGCUGAUGAAGAGGAGAAUACCGACGGAGAAACCGAGGGAGAAGCUGAAGGUGACGAUGAUGGCGACAAUUACUAAACACCACUUCGAAACGAAUUGGUGAGACACGCUUAACUGUGGUUUUUUAGACUUUCUAGGUUCGUGCAAGGGUGCAUGGAGCCAUCACAAGGCCCUCAAUUGCAGCUGGUAACAAGUUUUGGAUCAACUUCAAGUUUGAAACUUAUUAGACACAGACAUCACCCAGCUUCUUUCCCCAUGGUUUUCCAAUUCAUUCAUUCUAGUUUGAAUAACAAGCUCAGAUCGCAUAUCUUUGAUCGCUAGGUUGAUUACCAAAACAAACAGCACCUCCGUAUUUUUUGUUGGUGUUAUUCACUGAAGUUGAAGGUGAUUGGUAAGUCGAUGCAGGUGCAUAGGCUUGAGCUUCACCUCAAGGAGUCCACAUGGGUAUUAUAAUGUGAUCACCUGGGUUAGGAUUUCAGUUAGCCUUGAAUGCAUUUGGUCGAAGGCUAUUUGCUCCUGGUUAACGCUUUAAGUGGAUGGGUUGCUGGGGAAUAGCUUGGAAGCCCCUCUCAUCACCACAUGUAAUCUUCAACUUUCUGUACUAAUAACUGAAACAAACUACUUUUGAAUUGAAGAAAAAUUGCACAUUAAGGCA
Physcomitrium patens is the source of this 3463-nucleotide messenger RNA. RefSeq names its product protein ROOT HAIR SPECIFIC 17. The record is from RefSeq and is a predicted model, not a curated record. NCBI's taxonomy places the organism in Eukaryota, Viridiplantae, Streptophyta, Bryopsida, Funariales, Funariaceae.